CAACACCAUUCCCUGUUGCGAGAGACAAAAUAAGCAUCGCAAUGGCCAUGGCUCUUCGCAGACUUUCCUCAACCAUCAACAAACCAAGCUCAUCUUUCACCAACGCCGCUUCUAUUUAUCGCAUGUCCUCUUCGCUCUCCGCUCAAGAAAAAGAAAAGUCUCGCGCUGAAUGGAUAAAGCAGCUCAACGAUCCUCUCGAGAUCGUGGAUCCUGAGAUCACAGACAUAAUCGAACUCGAAAAAGCUCGUCAAUGGAAGGGGCUUGAACUUAUUCCUUCAGAAAAUUUCACGUCGCUGUCAGUGAUGCAAGCCGUUGGAUCGGUGAUGACAAAUAAAUAUAGUGAAGGGUAUCCUGGUGCUAGAUACUAUGGAGGAAAUGAGUACAUUGACAUGGCUGAGACCUUAUGUCAGAAGCGUGCACUAGAAGCUUUUCGGUUGGAUCCAGCAAAAUGGGGAGUCAACGUGCAGUCAUUAUCUGGAUCCCCUUCUAACUUCCAAGUUUACACUGCUUUAUUGAAACCUCAUGAGAGAAUUAUGGCACUCGAUCUUCCCCAUGGUGGGCAUCUAUCACAUGGCUAUCAGACUGACACCAAGAAGAUAUCAGCUGUAUCUAUAUUCUUUGAAACAAUGCCGUACAGAUUGAAUGAGAGCACUGGUUAUAUUGAUUAUGACCAGUUGGAGAAAAGUGCUACACUUUUUAGGCCAAAGUUAAUAGUUGCUGGUGCUAGUGCUUAUGCUCGCCUUUAUGAUUAUGCACGUAUUCGCAAGGUAUGUGAUAAGCAGAAAGCAGUUCUGUUGGCUGAUAUGGCACACAUCAGUGGAUUGGUUGCUGCAGGUGUUAUUCCUUCUCCUUUUGAUUAUGCAGAUGUUGUAACAACCACAACACAUAAGUCACUUCGUGGACCACGUGGGGCUAUGAUCUUCUUCAGGAAGGGUGUGAAAGAGAUAAAUAAACAAGGGAAGGAAGUGUUGUAUGACUAUGAAGACAAAAUAAACCAGGCUGUUUUUCCUGGACUUCAAGGUGGUCCUCACAAUCACACUAUUGCUGGCUUAGCAGUAGCACUGAAGCAGGCUAUGACACCAGAAUUCAAGAAUUACCAAAAGCAAGUUCUUAGUAACUGCUCGACAUUUGCACAGAGUUUGUUAGAGAAAGGCUAUGAACUUGUAUCUGGUGGAACUGAGAACCAUUUGGUGUUAGUGAACUUAAGAAACAAGGGCAUUGAUGGCUCAAGGGUUGAGAAGGUGUUAGAAUCAGUUCAUAUGGCUGCCAAUAAAAAUACCGUUCCAGGGGAUGUGUCUGCUAUGGUUCCCGGAGGCAUUCGAAUGGGAACCCCUGCUCUCACAUCCAGGGGGUUUGUUGAGGAAGAUUUUAAAAAAGUAGCUGAAUAUUUUGAUGCGGCAGUCAAGUUAGCCUUACAAAUUAAGGAAAAUACCAAAGGUACAAAGUUGAAGGAUUUUGUGGCUGCUAUGCAAUCUGAUGCACACGUUCAAUCUGAGAUUGCGAAUCUUCGUCAUAAAGUAGAGGAUUAUGCUAAGCAGUUUCCCACAAUUGGUUUUGAGAUAGAGACAAUGAAGUAUAGCAAGUGAAGAUGACAUAUGAAACUGUUGGAGUUUUAUCAGGAAGUUUUUGGGAUUAAUGACACAGAUCUUGAUGUGAUGCCGAACGGUGUUGUACUUGAGUCUUGGAUGUAAUUGUGAAUUAUAUUGUCAGUUAAAGAGAAAAGGGAGAAAUUUCUUUUCAAUAAUGAUGAACCGUUUAUGGGGUUGAGCAUUUUCUUUCAACAUAGAGAAAAGACAUUAUUGAUUUGAAGUUAAAAAUUCCUUUUAAUUGUCAGUGUUGUGGUGUAGCAAAAAUGAGGUUGAUCAUUUGUGAAUUCUGCUAUUUGCUUAAUUUGUAUUAACUUUUGCAUUAAAUAAACUCAACCUCCCCCUCUAAUUACA
Molecule: messenger RNA, 1940 nt
Organism: Gastrolobium bilobum
Lineage: Eukaryota; Viridiplantae; Streptophyta; Magnoliopsida; Fabales; Fabaceae
Product: serine hydroxymethyltransferase, mitochondrial-like
Exons: 15
Coding region: 42-1586 (514 amino acids)
Biological process (GO): L-serine catabolic process; tetrahydrofolate interconversion; folic acid metabolic process
Cellular component (GO): cytoplasm
Molecular function (GO): zinc ion binding; serine binding; pyridoxal phosphate binding
Source: RefSeq, a predicted model, not a curated record